This is a messenger RNA of Osmerus eperlanus (European smelt), 3131 nucleotides long. It is a transcript of the gene ercc3, whose product is annotated as excision repair cross-complementation group 3. The transcript is spliced from 16 exons. The record is from RefSeq and is a predicted model, not a curated record. The coding region runs from base 155 to 2479 and encodes 774 amino acids. Gene Ontology annotation, biological process: nucleotide-excision repair; transcription initiation at RNA polymerase II promoter. Gene Ontology annotation, cellular component: transcription factor TFIIH holo complex; transcription preinitiation complex; nucleotide-excision repair factor 3 complex. Gene Ontology annotation, molecular function: 3'-5' DNA helicase activity; hydrolase activity; ATP binding. NCBI's taxonomy places the organism in Eukaryota, Metazoa, Chordata, Actinopteri, Osmeriformes, Osmeridae.
CAUCCGGGUUAAUAUUAUGUGCUGUAACAUUAGAAGAAGAAGAAGAAGAGACGCAUCAAAUUAUAUAGUUAACUUACAAUGAGGUUUGCAAAGAUUGUGAUAACCUCUCAUAACACGAUCUGAAAGGGACAUUUAAGCCGUCCAAGCGAUUAUCAUGGGUAAAAAAGACAGAGGAGAUCGAGAGAAAAGGUCGAAGAAGCGUGUGUACGAGGAAGAGGAUGAUGAGGAAGAGGCGGCGGGCGGUGAGUCUCAGGAGGCUAUACCUGCGGCCGCGGGGAAGCAGGUGGAUGAGUCGACCAUCAAACUGGACGAGUACGGAGCCAAGGACUACCGUCUCCAGAUGCUGCUGAAGAAUGACAACUCUUCACGCCCUCUCUGGGUGGCUCCUGACGGACACAUCUUCCUGGAGGCCUUCUCGCCCGUGUACAAGUACGCCCAGGACUUUCUGGUGGCCAUAGCAGAGCCGGUGUGUCGUCCCAUCCACGUCCACGAGUACAAGCUGACGGCUUACUCCCUCUACGCCGCCGUCAGCGUGGGGCUCCAGACCUCCGACAUCGUGGAGUACCUGCAGAAGCUGAGCAAGACCUCCGUACCUGAGGGCAUCGUACAGUUCAUCAAGCUGUGCACGGUGAGCUACGGAAAAGUCAAACUGGUGCUCAAACACAACAGGUACUUUGUGGAGAGUGCGUUCCCCGAGGUGAUCCAGCGCCUCCUGCAGGAUGGGGUGAUACGAGACUGUCGUCUCCGCACCGCUGAAGGUGUCGACACCGAGCUCAUCACAGAAGUGCUUCGGAGCAAGUCUGCGAUUUCCAAGUCUGUCCAGGACAACGGCGAGGCCGCCUCCACUUCCCAGACCCCCCAGGUGCCUGAAGACAUCUUCAGCUACUACGAGCAGAUGGACAAGGAGGAGGAGGAGGAAGAGGAGACCCAGACCGUCUCCUUUGAGAUCCGCCAGGAGAUGAUCGAGGAACUUCAGAAGCGCUGUAUCCAGCUGGAAUACCCCCUGCUGGCAGAGUACGACUUCCGGAACGACACGGUGAACCCUGACAUCAACAUGGACCUGAAGCCCACGGCCGUGCUGCGGCCCUACCAGGAGAAGAGCCUCCGGAAGAUGUUCGGGAACGGACGCGCUCGCUCAGGCGUCAUCGUGCUACCCUGCGGUGCGGGGAAGUCCCUGGUGGGGGUGACGGCUGCUUGCACGGUACGGAAGCGCUGCCUGGUUCUGGGAAACUCUUCUGUAUCGGUGGAGCAGUGGAAGUCCCAGUUCAAGAUGUGGUCCACCAUCGACGACUCCCAGAUCUGUCGCUUCACCUCUGACGCCAAGGACAAGCCCAUCGGCUGCUCUGUAGCCAUCAGCACCUACUCCAUGCUGGGCCACACCACCAAGCGCUCCUGGGAGGCAGAGAGGGUCAUGGAGUGGAUGAGGAGCCAGGAGUGGGGUCUCAUUAUCCUGGAUGAGGUUCAUACCAUCCCUGCCAAGAUGUUCCGGCGUGUUCUGACCAUCGUCCAGGCCCACUGCAAGCUGGGCCUCACAGCCACGCUGGUCCGGGAGGACGACAAGAUCGUGGACCUGAACUUUCUGAUCGGGCCCAAGCUGUUCGAGGCCAACUGGAUGGAGCUGCAGAACAACGGCUACAUCGCCAAGGUCCAGUGUGCAGAGGUUUGGUGUCCCAUGUCUCCAGAGUUCUAUCGCGAGUACGUGGCCAUCAAGACUAGGAAGCGCAUGCUGCUGUACACCAUGAACCCCAACAAGUUCCGCGCCUGCCAGUUCCUCAUCCGCUUCCACGAGCGCCGCAACGACAAGAUCAUGGUGUUCGCCGACAACGUGUUCGCUCUGAAGGAGUACGCAGUCCGCCUCAACAAACCCUACAUCUACGGACCUACUUCCCAGGGAGAGCGUAUGCAGAUCCUGCAGAACUUCAAACACAACCCCAAGAUCAACACCAUCUUCAUCUCCAAGGUGGGGGACACCUCCUUCGACCUCCCGGAGGCCAACGUCCUCAUCCAGAUCUCAUCCCACGGAGGCUCCCGCCGGCAGGAGGCUCAGAGGCUGGGCCGCGUCCUCAGAGCUAAGAAAGGGAUGGUGGCAGAGGAGUACAAUGCCUACUUCUACUCUCUGGUCUCUCAGGACACCCAGGAAAUGGCCUACUCCACCAAGAGACAGCGGUUCCUAGUGGACCAGGGAUACAGCUUCAAGGUCAUAACCAAGAUGGCAGGCAUGGAGGAGGAUGACCUGAUGUUCUCCUCCAGAGAGGAACAGUACCAGCUGCUGCAGAAGGUUCUAGCUGCGUCCGAUCUGGACGCCGAGGAGGAGGUUGUGAUGGGGGAGCUGGGAGGAAGACCUCAGUUCUCCAGGCGAGCCGGCACGAUGGGCUCCAUGUCUGGGGCUGAUGAUGCCUUCUACAUGGAGUACAGCCGCAGCACCCGGGCCUCCCUGGGCAAGAACAUCCACCCGCUCUUCAAACGCUUCCGCAAGUAGACGGCCCCGCAGGGGGGCGUGACCCCGCAGGGGGGCGUGACCCCGCAGGGGGGGCGUGACCCCUCAGGGGGGGCGUGACCCCGCAGGGGGUGCAAGGAUGGCGAGCUUGCUGGGAGAAGGAAUCCAACACGGAGCUGCUGAUAAUGAUGAUGAUGAUGGUGGAGGUUGAAGGGUGAAGAUGUGAUGGAGGCCAGCUGUCUGUCUGUCCUCUGAGUGUACGUCCAGGAGGAGAGGCGGUGGAGAAGGAUCCUCCCCGCGUCUGGCCCUGCUACCCCGAGUCCUCUCAGUGGACACGGGGCCGGGGCCGCCAAUUUAAUUACACCUGUUAAAAUCCGGCUUCAUAUGGAACUCCCCCCCCCCCCCCCCCCCCCCCCUGACGGUGCAGACUUUUGGGUAACUGCCAAAGCAAAAUGCAUUCCAGGCACAUCUAGCAGACGGCUGGAAACCAGCCUGUGGAGUACUACCUAAAAGUGAUUUGUUGAUCAGUUAUUUCAUGCUGUGUCCAUGUAUUAGGUUUUAUCACCCAGAAACAGUUUUUGUUACAAAUGUAACAGUUAAAUAUAUUCUAUGUUGCUUUUUACAGUAAAAAAAAAAGUUGUUUUUUCUGGACCGCAAAUUGAAAAUUGUUAAUAAAACAAGAAAAAAAGUCAUA